AGAACUGUGAUUUCUCUGUAGCGAUUUUCUUUGGUGUGCGGUGGAGGAUAGUGGUGGUAGAGACUUGAAGUUUGAAGUAAAAAAUUAGGGUUUAGUUACGUGUGUCAGUAUUCCUGUAAGUAGUUAAAACAGCCAGUCAUAAUGGAAGAAUAUGCCCGAGAACCUUGUCCAUGGAGAAUAGUUGACGAUUGCGGUGGUGCGUUCACAAUGGGUUGUUUGGGUGGUGCUGUUUUCCAGAGCAUUAAAGGCUUCCGUAAUGCGCCGUCGGGAAUCUCCCACAGAUUGAUGGGCAGCCUCGCAGCGAUUAAGCAAAGGUCUCCUAUCAUAGCUGGAAACUUUGCCGUAUGGGGAGGCAUGUUCUCUACCAUUGACUGUACACUAGUACACUUCAGACAGAAAGAAGAUCCAUGGAACUCAAUUAUAUCGGGUGCAGCAACAGGUGGAAUCCUGGCAGCUCGAUCAGGCUUGCCAACCAUGGUAGGCAGUGCAGUUGUUGGAGGAGUCCUCCUCGCCCUAAUUGAAGGGAUCGGCAUAAUGGUAACACGACUCACAGCUGACCAGUUCCGACCUGCCAGUCCGAUAAUGGAAGACCCUGGCCAACUAGGCAGACCACCGAAUGUACAAUAGCAUAAUACAAACAGCCAUUAGUUGCCGAAUUCCCUGUUAUGCCAGUGGACAAAUCUUUUGUGAUUCUAUGCAGUGAGCAUAUUUGUAGUGCUCUUAAGAAACUUGGCACUCGCUGCCUGUGUUUUAGGACCUUUGAGGAUUACUGGCACAUGUUGAGAUCUUUUGUGUAAAUAACUGUAAUGUAUAUAAUUCCAUAAUUUUAUGUACUGUAGUAAUAGAUGAAGGUGAAGCAAUAGUUUUUGAUUUUUAAAUUUGAGAGUUUUCAUUUUUUAAUACAACUGCACACCAUUACUGGUACAGUUUUUUAUUUAACAUAAUGUUAAAAUGUGUUCCUUGCUGUACAUCAGUGUCCUGUAACUAGUCAUGAUGUGUGCACAUCUGAUAACAUUCCUUGUCAUUUUUUCGGCUCAAAAAAUAUUAUAAAUUUACUGUUCGUUUCGUGACUCUGCUUCCAGUCAUUUCAUUUCUGGAUUGUUGGUAUUAUGAGAGACUAGUCUAGUAAAAUAUGCUGUGGUGUGAGGUCAGACUAUAGUGUGAUGGAAAUACAGAAUUUCAAAAGUCAGUUGGCAUCUGCUGGGAAGAAAUUAUUCUUAUCAGACUUGUAACUCAUAAACAGCUCAGUUAUUUUUCUGAUUCCUAAUGUGGAAAAAUAAUGAACAGAUUUUGCCCAUUA
Messenger RNA from Schistocerca cancellata (South American locust), 1300 nucleotides. RefSeq names its product mitochondrial import inner membrane translocase subunit Tim17-B-like. Gene Ontology annotation, biological process: protein import into mitochondrial matrix. The record is from RefSeq and is a predicted model, not a curated record. Gene Ontology annotation, cellular component: TIM23 mitochondrial import inner membrane translocase complex; mitochondrial inner membrane. The coding region runs from base 142 to 627 and encodes 161 amino acids. Gene Ontology annotation, molecular function: transmembrane protein transporter activity. The transcript is spliced from 3 exons. NCBI's taxonomy places the organism in Eukaryota, Metazoa, Arthropoda, Insecta, Orthoptera, Acrididae.